AUGGCGUCCCCCGGACGCCCUGGCGCUGUUCUGGUCCCUCGGUGCCCUGUCAUUUUCAAUGGCACCAAUUGGGGCGAUUUUGUUUUCCAUAUGGAGGUCCACAUGGAUGGGCAGCUGCUGUGGGGCUACCUCACGGGUGAGCGGAUCUGUCCUCCCCGUCCUCUUCUUCCCAUGCCGCCCACAUACCCGCCAGAUGCUGAUGAUGAUGCCAAGAAUGCUUUACUUGAGGCAUUUGAGGCUGAGAUGGAGAGCUACCAGUCUGAUCUCGGUGUCUAUGAGACUUGGUUGCGCGAGGAAAAAUCUGCUAAGGCUAUCUUACUUGCGAGCAUGGAGGUCGAUCUCUCGUUAUCCCUUAGAGGAAAUGGUUUUGCUGUUAAAAGUGAUCCCAUCAAGGCACCACCACCUUCCAUUGAAGUCCCUGAAUUAUCAUUUGAAGAACUGAAAGAAAAGACCGACAAUUUUGGGUCAAAGGCUUUGAUUGGUGAGGGAUCAUAUGGAAGAGUGUAUUACGCUAUUCUGGACAGUGAAAAACAUGUUGCUGUUAAAAAGCUUGACGCUUCAACAGACCCUGAACUUGAUAAUGAGUUUUUGACACAGGUAUCCAUUGCCUCAAAACUAAAACAUGAUAAUUUUGUGGAGAUGCUUGGAUAUUGUGUGGAAGGAAAUCAGCGUCUUGUAGCCUAUGAAUUUGCUACGAUGGGUUCUCUGCAUGAUAUCUUGCAUGGAAGAAAGGGUGUUCCAGGUGCACAGCCUGGCCCAGCACUUGAUUGGAUGCAGCGGGUUAGGAUUGCUAUUGAUGCUGCUAAAGGGCUAGAGUAUCUUCAUGAAAAGGUGCAGCCUUCAAUAGUCCACCGGGACAUACGGUCUAGCAAUGUUCUUCUGUUCGAGGACUACAAAGCGAAAAUUGCAGAUUUCAAUCUUUCGAAUCAGUCUCCAGAUAUGGCUGCUCGUUUGCAUUCUACUCGUGUCCUUGGAACCUUUGGCUACCAUGCUCCCGAGUAUGCCAUGACUGGCCAGCUAACUCAGAAAAGUGAUGUAUAUAGCUUCGGAGUUGUUCUUUUAGAGCUUCUAACAGGAAGGAAACCAGUAGAUCAUACAAUGCCUAGAGGUCAGCAGAGUCUGGUUACAUGGGCAACACCUCGAUUGACUGAGGACACAGUGAAACAAUGUGUUGAUCCAAGAUUAAAGGGAGAGUAUCCUCCAAAGGGAGUUGCUAAGCUUGCGGCUGUGGCGGCACUCUGUGUGCAAUAUGAAUCUGAAUUUAGACCCAGCAUGAGCAUCGUAGUUAAGGCACUCUCUCCCCUUCUUCAACAUAAACCGCAACCACCAACAGCACCUUCAGAUGCCUGA
Miscanthus lutarioriparius is the source of this 1350-nucleotide messenger RNA. Lineage: Eukaryota; Viridiplantae; Streptophyta; Magnoliopsida; Poales; Poaceae. The record is from the annotation of a GenBank genome assembly.